Messenger RNA from Paramuricea clavata, 1710 nucleotides. Lineage: Eukaryota; Metazoa; Cnidaria; Anthozoa; Malacalcyonacea; Plexauridae. The record is from the annotation of a GenBank genome assembly.
AUGGCUCAAAAGAUUGUGAGACCUGUAAUAACCGCUGAUAGUGUUGUGACUAAGGUGGGUCCCGGUAAGUACAACAUAGCUGUGGAUCUUAACAGGGGAAGACCGACGAGAAAGGCUCCGAAGAUACCUAAAGGUGUAGCUUCAUGGAAACCCACACCUAAGCCUAGAACGGUACUUCCAAGGGAAAGACCUGUACCGAAACCCAGAACUAAGCUUCCUAAGGAAAGACCUGUACCUUUACCAAGGAAGACAAAACCAGCAAAGAUCCGUAAGCCUGUAAAGCAUUUGAAGGAAGUUAAGGAGCAGCCUCGAGUGAUUACUCCAGAGUUACAUGAAAUCGAUCCAUCUGGAACUGACCUCCAGAAGCCCGGUCAUAGGAAAAUUGAGACGGCAGCUAACGGGGCCGCUGUGACGUACAUGCUAACUCCACAGUACAUGGAUCCGCUGGAGCAGAUGACUGCAAGUAGACAGGUAGUGAGAAGUAUACUUGUUAACGAGUUGAAGAGAAUGAGUGGGUUAAAGUACACAGAGACCAUCAAGGUGAGAAUGUCGAAGGAAGCCGGUGACGGGAAAACAAAGAAAGACUCGAUCUACUUCAAGUCUAAGAUGGGGACUGUGACGAACUUCGAAGAUAUUGAAAAUACAGCAGCUGCCAAUCAACUGACCAUUCUUUCUAGAAUUGAGACUUUCCAAAACCUAGGUAGCAACUGGAUUAUAUUGAAUAUUGCGAGCCACUAUGUCAACAUUGCUAUGUACAAACCACUGGCGGGAAGCUCAUAUAUGAAACUUCCUGAUGACAUUAGUAAUUCCAAGUGUGGCUUGCUAAACAUGAGGAACGAUGAUAAUAUGUGCUUUGUGUGGUGCCACGUAAGACACCUUAGACCGAAAGCUAGAAGGGCAACUACUAUUACACAAAAGGACAGGGACUUCGAGUUAAGCCUUGAUUAUGAAGGUAUUGAGUUCCCUGUGAAGAUUAGUGAUAUUGACAAAAUUGAGAGGAAAAAUAAGAUAAACAUCUCUGUGUUCGGCUAUAAGGGAAGAAAACAGUUCUACCCCAUAAGAAUCUCUAAGAGUGAACAUGAGGAUCACAUGGAACUGCUCCUACUAGGUGAUGGUGAAGGUAACUUACAUUAUGUGCUAAUCAAGGAUGUGAAUAAGAUGCUGAACAGUGUGAGUAAACAUGGACAUAAGCAGCACUUCUGUCUACACUGUCUGCACAACUGUACAAGUGAAGAUGUACUGGAAAAGCAUAAGGAGACGUGCGUACAGGUAAAUGGAGUUCAAGCUACAAGGCUCCCUAAGGAGGGAACAAAAAUUAAGUUCAAAAAUCAUAGGAACUCCAUGCCUGUACCCUUUGUGAUAUAUGCUGACUUCGAAUCAAUACUUUUCCUGAGGAGAAGAAGGAUGAGGAGAAGGAUGAGGACGAGAGUAAUACUAACCGUUACCAGACACAUCAGGCGUGCAGUUUCGGUCUCAGAAAAAGUGUGCCACUAUGAUGAUAAGUAUUCUGGUGAAUAUAAGAGCUACGUUGGAAAUAACGCUGCAUUUGUCUUUCUCAAGACCGACCUGAAAGAGUCGUUCAGAUGUAGACAGCUGGUUGACAGUAUAUUCACAAGGAAGAUGGUAAUUAGACCUGAACAGGAAGUGGAAUUCCAAGGGGCAAAAGACUGUUCCAUAUGUAGUAAUGAGUUGGGUGAAGACAGGGUAUGA